Hepatospora eriocheir is the source of this 1338-nucleotide messenger RNA. Lineage: Eukaryota; Fungi; Microsporidia; Hepatosporidae. The record is from the annotation of a GenBank genome assembly.
AUGAUUACAAGUAAUUUGUUGUAUUUGACAGAAGAAGGAUUGAGUGUUAUUAAAAAUGGAUCACCAGAAUAUAACUUAGUUCAUAAGAUUAAGAGUUUGGGUCAUUUAGAUCCUAAUGAAGUUGAUAAAAUGAUAAAGACAUUAGCAUUUAAAAACAGAUCUAUUAAAUUAGUUAAUAACAAACUAGUUAUUAAUGAAAUACCAAAGAAUGAUUUUGUUAGUGAUUUAUUAAAAGAAAUUAAGCUUAAUAAUGAUAAGUCUAAAUAUGAUUUAAAGAUAAUUAAUGAACUAAUAAAAAGAGGGUUUGUUAAAUCAAAGAAUGUAAAUAGUUAUAAAAUUAUGAGAGGAGAAAAGUAUUUUAAUGAGAAUGAAGGUGAACUUUCUGUCUUAACAAUUGAUCAUGUACAAAAAGGAAUAAGUGAUUUAUACUUUAAGAAGUAUAAUUUUGAUACAACUGGUAAAAUACCUCAGUGUGGUUCAUUACACCCACUAUUGAAGAUGAAAGAUGAGUUUAAAAGAAUAUUUUUAGAGAUGGGUUUCCAUGAGAUGGCAACUAAUCAGUAUGUUGAAAACUCAUUCUGGAAUUUUGAUUCUCUAUUUCAACCACAAAAUCAUCCAUCAAGAGAUGAACAUGAUACUUUUUUUGUAUCUAAACCUGUAAGUGCUAAGUUAGUAAAUGAUGAGUAUCUUAAUAAAGUAAAGAACAUACACGAGAAAGGUUAUGAGAUGGAAUGGGAUGUUAAAGAAUCAGAAAAAAACAUUCUAAGAACUCAUACAACGGCAGUAACAGCAAGAUAUUUAUACGCAUUAAAUAACAAUUUUACUACUGAUGGUAACAAAUCAUUACAAGAUUUAAAAGAUUUGAAGGCAGGAAAGAGAUUCGAACCUGUGAAACUUUUUAGUAUUGAUAAAGUUUAUAGAAAUGAGACAGUAGAUGCCACUCAUUUAGCUGAAUUUCAUCAAAUGGAGGGAGUAAUAGCUGGUUAUAAUUUAGGUUUGGGAGACUUAAUGGGAAUUAUUAAAGAAUUCUUUAAUAGACUGGGUAUUUCUAAUAUAAAAUUUAAACCAGCUUCUAAUCCUUACACUGAACCAUCACUAGAAGUGUUUGGAUAUCAUGAGGGACUUAACAAAUGGAUAGAAAUGGGAAAUUCAGGAAUAUUUAGACCUGAAAUGAUUGAGCCAAUGGGUUAUUCAGAUGACAUCACUGUACUAGGAUGGGGUUUAUCAGUAGAAAGACCAUCAAUGAUCAGAUGUGGACUUAAUAACAUUAGAGAAUUAGUUGGACAUAAAGUUGAUUUAAGUUUUAUUAAAAAUAGUGAUUUUGUUUUCUUUAAAUAA